This is a messenger RNA of Nezara viridula (southern green stink bug), 2447 nucleotides long. NCBI's taxonomy places the organism in Eukaryota, Metazoa, Arthropoda, Insecta, Hemiptera, Pentatomidae. The record is from the annotation of a GenBank genome assembly.
AUGGCGGACCCGAAUCCAUUCAAGGCGAUAUGGAACCGAGUCAGCAGGUGGACCGUGCCGCUGGUCAACCUCGAAGUGGGCGAGAUGAAGGACAUUGUGUGGGCAAAGCUGCAAGAGCCCAAGUCGCAGCGCAAGCUGGUGCUGGUCAUCGUGUCCAUCGCCCUGCUCUUAGACAACAUGUUGUACAUGGUCAUCGUCCCCAUCAUCCCGGACUACCUCCGCUACGUCGGCACCUGGGGGGAAGAACCCGAAGCCAACUUCACGAUGAAUGGAGUGCCGCACCCGAGGGAUCAUCACGGGCAAGACAGGGCCACCGGGGUCCUCUUCGCCUCUAAGGCCAUAGUUCAGCUCAUGGUCAACCCCUUUUCCGGAGCGCUCAUAGACAGGAUCGGGUACGACAUGCCGAUGAUGGUAGGUCUCUGCAUAAUGUUUCUCUCGACAGCCGUCUUUGCCUGCGGCGGUAGUUAUGGAGUCCUCUUCUUCGCAAGAAGUCUACAGGGUGUUGGCUCCGCCUUCGCCGAUACAUCAGGAUUAGCAAUGAUUGCUGAUCGCUUCACGGAAGAAUCUGAACGGUCCAAAGCAUUAGGGAUAGCAUUGGCUUUUAUCAGUUUCGGUUGCCUUGUAGCUCCACCCUUCGGAGGCGCAUUAUAUCAAUUCGCAGGUAAGGAGGUGCCUUUCUUGAUUCUGGCCUUUGUGUCGCUGGCCGAUGGCAUAAUGUUACUUCUAGUAAUGAAACCCAUCAAAGAAACAAUCAAAGAAAAUCGACAAAUGCACGCCCAAAAGGACACAGUACCUAUCUGGAGGCUUUUCAUUGAUCCUUACAUUGCUGUGUGUUCAGGUGCAUUGAUGAUGUCAAAUGUUGCUCUAGCGUUUUUAGAACCGACUAUUUCUCUCUGGAUGGAAGAUCAUUUGACGACUGAUAAUUGGAAGAUUGGAAUGAUAUGGCUUCCUGCAUUUUUCCCUCAUGUUUUAGGAGUGGUCUUGACAGUGAAAAUGGCGAAAGAAUAUCCAAACUAUCAGUGGUUGAUGGCUGCUGGAGGCUUAGCACUAGAAGGCCUAUGCUGCUUCAUCAUUCCAUUCUCCUCAUCUUACAAAGUUCUGAUGAUUCCGAUCUGUGGAAUUUGUUUCGGAAUUGCCCUCAUCGAUACUGCUCUCCUUCCAACCCUAGGUUACUUGGUAGAUGUACGUUAUGUUUCAGUUUAUGGUAGUAUUUAUGCAAUAGCUGAUAUCUCAUAUUCCGUAGCAUAUGCAAUAGGCCCUAUCAUAGCUGGCGGAGUGGUCGAAGCCAUUGGAUUUACAUGGCUCAACAUUGGAAUAGCGUUUUCUAACCUUCUGUACGCUCCAGUAUUGAUGUACUUGAGGCAUAUAUAUGAUUUUAAACCAUUUGAAAAUGAAGCUAAUAUACUGAUGUCCGAUCCACCUGAUAAGAAAUAUCAAACGUAUACAAUGCAAGAUCAACAGCCUGUAAUGGACGAAGUAAAAAAUCACCUAGAAUUGGAGAUGGAUAGGGGAGUACAAGAGACUAACGUUGAUAAAGCGAGCUACAAGCAAGAGACUCCUGCAAGACCAGAACCUGUUCAAGGAAGACAAGACUACCAGCAACCGAGGCAGGACUAUACUCAAGGAAGACAGGACUACCAGCAACCAAGGCAAGAUUACCAACAACCAAGGCAAGACUACCAGCAACCAAGGCAAGACUACCAGCAACCAAGGCAAGAAUUUCAGCAACCGAAACAGGAUUACCAACAGCCAAGGCAAGACUAUCAACAACCCAGACAGGAUUAUCAACAACCAAGACAGGAUUACCAACAACCAAGACCGGAUUACCAACAAAGGCAGGAACAGUACACAAGGCCCGAACCACAACAGUCACAUCGUCAACUACCUCAGGCGCCAUCGGACACGAAUCCUUUCCGAAGACCAGAACCGACAGACCACGAUAGGAAUCCAUUUAGAUCUGGCUUCUAGAGGAAUCAACGGUCAUCUUUAUCUAGAUUGCUCGAAAAUAUUUAUUUCAAAAUUAGUAAAAACAUAUCUACAUGGAUAAGAGCAACGAAAGAUAGCAUCAAUUUAUCUAGUAUUAAGUCCAUACAAAUAGGAGAAACGUAUCUGGUGAAAUUAAUUUAGUACACUUUUGGAUUAUUUUAUAUAAAGUUUUAAAAAGGUUUAAUUGGUCUUCAAUUCUAUCAAGUUCUUAGUCCUUCUAUGUUUCAAAUAUUCAUGAAAAUGUUUCCUUACACAUUCGUAAGAACUUCAAAAAUAUUUAUGAAUUAUCCAUUUUCAAGGCUAAAACUGGUCUAUUACAACAUAAAAUUUUAAUGCUUAACUGAUGUAAAUAUUAAAAUUUAUAUAUUUAACUCAAAGAUCAUAGAAGCGUUUUUUUUUAAACGUAAGAGGAGUAGUGCAAUAUUUCAAUGAAUGGUAAGGUUUAUGAAAGAAAGAAUAAG